AAGAGUUUACAGUUUGCCAUUUGCCCCAUUGCUUUAUCCAUUUCAUCGAAACUAUGUACCGAGCAGGUGAGUGAAACUAGUGGACCCCUCACCUUCUUCUUCUUCCCGCAAACGGUUUCUGUAAAAUCCAAAAACCCUAAACUCAACCAUCUUCAAUUCGACCUUCAAUUCCCUUUGUAAUCAUUCAUUCUCAAUUUAACCUCUAAAUCCCUAGGUCACAUCUCUCAAUUUCUCGAUCUUCUUUUUCUCCCCUCAUGGAUGCAUCCGUUAAGCCAGAAUCGGAAUCCACAACCGUUUUGCUUGAUCAGCCUCUCGAAGCACAGGAAAUGCCCACGGUGAAUGGUUGCAUUGUUUACACUCGAGUCAAAAGGUCUCUCAAUCCGUGUAAUGGUUUUUCCGAGGACGUUGAUUGCAAGAGAUUCAGGGAAGAUGCGGAAACGCCGAUUGAAUUGGAGAGCGGAGUCGAUUGUUGCACGGGGAGUAGGGAUGGCGGCGAGUGUGGCGAUGGGAUGAAGAGUGAGGUUCGUGAGGUUGCGGAAACGGCGUUUAAACGGAUUACGAGAUCGGCCAUGAAAGCUAAAGUCGAGUCCUUCAAGCGGAUUACACGAUCUGCUAUGAAAGAGAAAGUUGAGUCCGAUGAGAAGACCAUUACUGUGUUAGGACAGAGAGGUGCUGCCGUUGUAAGAGGUAAAGGCGAUGGUGCGGUGCCAGGGAGAAAUUCGAAGCGGUUUGCACGUUCAGCAAUGAAAGAAAAGGGCGAGUCCUGUGAAAAGACGGUGUCUGUGGUAGAACAGCAAGGUGCUGCAGUUGUAAGUGGUACUGGCGAUGGUGCGGUGCCAGUGAGAUAUUUGAAGCGGUUUACACGUUCAGCAAUGAAAGAAAAGGGUGAGUCCUGUGAGGAGACGGUGACUGUGGGAGAACAACAAGGUGCUGCAGUUGUAAGUGGUAAAGGCUAUGAUGCGGUGCCAGUGAGAAAUUUGAAGCGGUUUACACGUUUAGCCAUGAAAGAAAAUGCUGAGUCCUGUGAAGAGACGGUGGCUGUGGUAGAACAACAAGGUGCUGCAGUUGUAAGUGGUAAAGGCGAUGAUGCGGUGCCAGUGAGAAAUUUGAAGCGGUUUACCCGUUCAGCAAUGAAAGAAAAGGCAGAGUCCUGUGAGGAGAUGGUGACUGUGGUAGAACAACAAGGUGCUGCAGUUGUAAGUGGUAAAGGCGAUGGUGCGGUGCCAGUGAGAAAUUUGAAAAGGUUUACACGUUUAGCUAUGAAAGAAAAUGCUGAGUCCUGUGAAGAGACGGUGAAUGUGGUAGAACAAGGUGCCGCAGUUGUAAGUGGUAAAGGCGAUGGUAAGGUGGGGAAGUUCAAGCGGAUUACACGAUCGGCGGUGAAACUGAAGGUUGAAUCUGGUGAGGAGACAGUGACUGAGUUAGCACAGCAGGGUGCCGCCGUUGCAAGUGUUGAAGGUUCAGUGAGGAUGUUGAAGCGGAUUACACGUUCAGCUUCCAUGAAAGCAAAUCCUGAGUCUGGUGAGGAAACGGUGACCAAGUUAGAACAAAAAAGGGCCUCGGUUGUGGGUAAUAUCAAUGGUGUGUUAGCUGCUCCGAGAAACAAGAUGGAGUUGAAGAUGUCGAAGAAGAUUGUGGUUAAUAAGAUGCCUACAACAGUCAAAGAGCUCUUCCAUACCGGAUUACUUGAUGGCAUCUCUGUGGUUUACAUUGGCGGCCUUAAGCAGGCUUCAGGAUUAAGGGGUGUUAUAAGUAAUGGGGGAAUAUUGUGCUCGUGCAGUGUCUGUAAAGGAAGCAGGGUUAUUCCACCUUCCCAAUUCGCGAUCCAUGCUUGCAAACAAUAUAAGAGAGCAGUAGAGUAUAUAUGCCUUGAAAAUGGGAAGAGCCUGCUUGAUCUGUUGAGAGCAUGCAGGAGAGCUCCCCUGCAUGAUUUGGAGGCAACAAUUCAAAAUUUUGUUCGCUCUCCACCCGAGGAAAAAUAUUUUACUUGUGAAAGGUGCAAAGGAUGUUUCCCUUCUUCAUGCAUGGAAAGAGUGGGACCUAUAUGCUGUUCUUGUGUAGAAUCAUGUAAACCUGAAGAAAGUUCGAAGAAUGUAGUUGGCAAAAGAAUCAGGUCCCCUAGGCCAGUGUUGGUCUCCAAGUCAUCCAGUGCUUCUGACCUGUCAAUUUCUUCAAAAAGUAAGAGACACGGGAAGAAAAGAACAAAGUCAUCAAAAAGGGACAACAGCUCAAAUUCUUCCAUGAGUGCUUCUGUGCCUAUUCUACCCCGGAAGAAAAUUACUCCGAAGAUGAAAAAGAAGUCACUGUCUGUAAAGUUGAAGACCACUUCAAAUUGUUUAUCUCCACAAAAUAAGAGUCAAUGGAAGAUAACUAAGAAGGAUUUUCGGUUGCACAAGUUAGUUUUCGAGGAAAAUGGAUUGCCCGAUGGAACUGAAGUAGCUUAUUAUGCAGGCGGCCAGAAAUUGCUUGAAGGUUUCAAAAUGGGCUAUGGAAUUUUGUGUAGAUGUUGCAACACUGAGAUCAGCCCCUCACAGUUUGAGGUCCAUGCAGGCUGGGCUUCUCGCAAGAAACCUUAUGCAUACAUUUACACAUCAAAUGGGGUGUCUCUUCAUGAAUUAUCAAUCUCUCUCUCCAAGGACCGAAAAUACUCUGCAAAUGACAAUGAUGAUUUAUGCGUUGUUUGUUGGGAUGGUGGAGAUCUGUUGCUUUGUGAUGGAUGCCCAAGGGCAUUUCAUAAAGAAUGUGCAUCUAUAUCAAGUAUUCCACGUGGUGACUGGUACUGUCAAUUUUGCCAAAACAUGUUCCAGAGGGAAAAGUUUGUCGCAUACAAUAACAAUGCUUUUGCUGCUGGAAGAGUUGAAGGAGUUGAUCCUAUUGAACAAAUCACCAAGAGAUGCAUUCGCAUAGUCAAAGACAUUGGUGCAGAGCUUAGUGGGUGUUCUUUAUGCAGGGGUGUUGAUUUCAGCAGGUCUGGCUUUGGUCCACGUACAAUAAUACUGUGUGAUCAGUGUGAAAAGGAGUAUCAUGUUGGCUGUUUGAUGGAUCACAAGAUGGCAUUUCUAAAGGAAUUGCCAAAAGGUAACUGGCUUUGUUGCAAUGAUUGCAAGAGAAUACAUUCUACUUUGAGGAAUGUUUUAGUUAGAGGGGCUGAGAGACUCCCUCAAUCUCUCUUGGCUCUUAUAAAGAAGAAGCAAGGAGAAAAAGGAUUGGAUCCCAUCAAUGAUAUUAACGUGAGUUGGAGGCUUCUUAGUGGAAAAAAUGCUUCUCCUGAAACUAGACCAUUGCUUUUGGAGGCUGUCUCUAUCUUUCAUUUUCAGUACAAGGCUAGGAACUCUCAUAGAAGGUGAGAACAAAAGAGGGCGGGGAUGAGAACUUAUACAUGUCUGUCACAUGAUGUCUAGUAAAAUCCUACAUGGGCAAUGUUAUUAACACGUUAGCAAUAAAAAUGUGCCGCUUGGGAUGUGGUGCAACUUGAUAUGACCCAGCUAUAGAGGGACCAAAUGCUAGCAUUAGAAAAAGAGGUACUAAAAACUCAAAACAAGCCCAUUUUUUUGGAAGAAAAAGUCACCUAAACUUAAAUAUAUGUAUAUAUAGGUGGACGAGAAUAUUUAUAUAUGAACCAUUUUUUGUGGAGUCUUUACGAUGUAUCAGGUAGUCAGUCAAUGGAUUUCAUAGCACCACCAGGGUGUGUCGAAUGUCCUAGAAUUACUACUCCCUUUGUUGUGUAUGAUGUAAUGUUUUGAAUAAAUGGCCAUCAUCACAAUUCAAAUCACUCGCGCCAAAUAACAGUCCCUAUUGGUGAUAUUGAAAACUCCUGUGUCCUAUGGUUACUGUCAGACCUUCCUCUGGUUUGAGAUUCACCAUAUUCUGUCAUUUUCUGACAACCCCUGGCAUUUUGUGCUCUUUGCAGCAACUGCAGUCCUGUUUUUCCUCUGUUCUCAAGGUUUUCAGUGUCUAACAUGUGUAACUUAAUGGAUCAAAAAAACCUUAGCAGACUAAAGUGUCUAACCUUUGUAACUUAAGAGACUAAGGGCCUGUUUGGACAAACCGCUUAUUUAGGGCUUAUAGCACAAACACUUAUCAAUAUAAGUGUGUAUGUAUAAGGUUACAUAAUCUAUUUCUAUACCAAAUAUAAAAUAAUGUUAAAUUGUUUUGUAUAUGUUUUGAACUGUUUUUUAAAAGAUAUCUUAGAAAAGUUGUAAAAAUAAGUUAAAAAAACACUCAGCAAAUGUCAUCAGCUGUACUUACAAAUUCUCCCAAACAGUCUUACAAAACUUAUGUGAGUAGAUAAGCUCAUAUAAGCUAACCCAAACAGGCCCUAAAAUGAAACAGAAAAACUUAAGGAACCAAAGUAAAAUCUAAAAUUGACUUAAGAGACCAAAGUGUAACUUAGCCCAUUAAUAAAAAAAAAUGAUAUAUAUUAGUAAGACUAAUUUCUAUGCACUGAGAGUGUAAAACUAUUUUACACAUUCAUUUAAUUAAAUCAUGCGUGUUAGAUAUUUGUAGAGAUAUUUUAGAACUAAACUAACUAAUAAAGGUGAUAUCAUGGAGUGAUUAAAUUGAUCAUGGGCUUUAAUGGUCUUUUCUUUAUUGCUUAAGCGAGUCCCAACUUGUUUAUUAGAUUUUUUGCCAAUAUUUUCACUGUCUUAUGAACUUUAUAUACAUGGC
This is a messenger RNA of Lathyrus oleraceus (garden pea), 4668 nucleotides long. RefSeq lists its product as uncharacterized. Bases 255 to 3347 code for a protein of 1030 amino acids. The record is from RefSeq and is a predicted model, not a curated record. Lineage: Eukaryota; Viridiplantae; Streptophyta; Magnoliopsida; Fabales; Fabaceae. Gene Ontology annotation, biological process: positive regulation of transcription by RNA polymerase II. Gene Ontology annotation, cellular component: nucleus. Gene Ontology annotation, molecular function: chromatin binding; RNA polymerase II transcription regulatory region sequence-specific DNA binding; histone binding. The transcript has 16 exons.